UGGGAGCACGCAUUCUAGCCACCAGUAAAGAGUGGUGUGUGGUUAGGGCUGGGUGGACCCCUGUCCAUUCUCCGAGGAGAUCGCGGGCACUAAGUAAGGAACCAUGCCUGUGUUGCUCCCUUCCACAGACCCGGGCCAGGACUCGCGCGUUGGGGCUCCAGAAUGGCGCCAGGCGGCCAAGGCCACGUCUCGCAAGGCACACCUUCUGACCGAUCGCUGUGGGCAGGAGGCGGUGACCAUGUGGCAGCCCAAGGACAGUGUACUGGACCCGAACGUGGCACACCACCUGGGCCGCGCCGCCUACAUGGAACCCUGGCGCUUUCGGGUAGAGAUGCUCAAAGGGGGCGGCACCCUGGAAAAGCCACCGCCCGGAGAAGGCGUCACCCUAUGGAAAGGGAAGAUGAAGCCCCCGGCCUGGUACGCGCGCCUACCGCUGCCUAUGCACCGCGACGCGCGUGCCCAGCAAACCGCCGAGGUGGUGCACGCGCACGCACGCGGGGCGCGCCUCACCGCCGCCCGCCUGGGCCGCGCGCAGCACCAGAUCAAUGGGCAGCUGCGGCUGCUGCUGCGCCAGCGCGAGGCCACUGACCGCAGGCUCAGCGAGGUGCGCAAGGGCCUGCUCAUCAAUCAGCAGAGCGUCAAGUUGCGGGGCUACCGACCUAAGUGUGAGAAGAUCCCAGACAAGGCUGACAGCUUGCUUGUCUGGGAGAAAAAGGAACUUAAGUCCAUGAAGAGAAAAAUGGAGAAGGACAUGGAAAUAUCGGAGGACUUGCUCAAGGCUCUGGCCUCCUGCAGGGACACUCUGGACUUCUACUGUCAGGAACGGCUGCAAGCUGUGGAACUCAUGAAUCAGCCACUGGACAAAGUUCUGGAGCAGGCUGGCCGCCACUCGUGGGUAGACAUCACCCGACCCCCAACUCCUCGAACUCAGGGCUUGAAAACGCCUCCUCCUGACCCCAUUGGCACAUAUACCCCAGCGUGUGCUAAGGCCUUGUUUGAAGCCAAGCGCUUGUUGAUGGAGUCCAAAGACAUCUUAACAGAGAUGGCAAAGAACGAGGUGGACAUUCAAAAUCAACAACGAGAGAUAAGCGACCGUGUAUGCUCCUCGCUGGCACAGAAGAUGCGUGAGACCUUGGAGUUGAAGGAAAGAAUGACCAUGACUUUGGGGCUGAUGAGGGGGACUAUCCACCGGUGCAUGAAAUUCAAUCAAGAGAUGUACGUCACACGGGGCAUCAUCAAGGGUCCUCUGUUGAAAAGAAACCUGGAGGCGCGAGAGAAACUGAACAGACCCUUGGUACGCAUGUAUCAGAGGCACGUGGGCACCCAGCUCCCGGAGGCUACUCGCCUUGCCCAGGGUACUGACCUGCUGACCCGCCACAACUUGCACAUGGAAAAGAACUUAAAAGAGCUCCGUACAACACACGAUAACCUCGCCUGGGGCCUCAACUGCAAAAAGAUAGGGCACGAUGUGGACUACGAUGUGGUGCGUCUGCGCCUACGCCAGCGCCACCCGCACGUGUGCUAUGAGCAGGCGCAGCGCCUGGUCAAUGACUGGGACCCUCGCACACCAGUGCGCAGCCAAACUAAUACCGCCUCCAAGUGACCUCAGCUUGCCUUGGCCUUGGUGGGCUGGAGCGGAUCCCCCCAGAUACAUGGCCCUCCCUCUGACUACCCUUCCCUCCAAAUGCCCUCUAGCAGAACUAUAAUUAAAAUAUAUUCUCAUUAUUAGCCACCGACUGUAUGUCAGUCACAUCGCAAAACCUAAUGUCUCCUCGCAGUCAUAUUGUUAGGAUUUAAAUAUUAGCAGCUGGUUUCAAGCUGUGUGGCCUUGGGCAAGUCACUGCCCUUCUCUGACCUCAGUCUCUCAAGCCUGUAAAAUGAAUAUAACAGCACCUAUCUUAAACAAUUGUGAUAAUGACAGAUGAGUAUGUCAGUAGAAGGUCUGUAGCACGGUUGCUGCCUAUCGUAACAUAAGCUGUUAUUAUCAUCCCCAUGUUACAGCUGAGGAAACUGAGGCACAGAGAAGUUAAGCCACUUACUCAAGCUUCAUCCAUGGCUACAGAGCCUGCCCUCUUAGCAGAGUGCUUCCAACACCCGCUUCUGUCCUUGCCCCACAAAAAGUAUCAGGCCCUGAACUAGGCAGGUUGCAGCAGUGGGCACAGCUGAAAUGACCACUGCCCUUGUGAAGCUCACAUCCCCUGCAGCCCGUGUUCUUUUCGGAGAGACCCUUGAGUGGCC
Mus caroli (Ryukyu mouse) is the source of this 2238-nucleotide messenger RNA. It is a transcript of the gene Tektl1, whose product is annotated as tektin like 1. Lineage: Eukaryota; Metazoa; Chordata; Mammalia; Rodentia; Muridae. The record is from RefSeq and is a predicted model, not a curated record.